AUGAAGAGCUGUUUGUCCCUCUUUUUUAUGAGCACAAUCAUCACACUAUCCACUGCUGGCAGUGUAAGGCUGGUCGGUGGCAGCAGCCCAUGUAAUGGAAGAGUGGAGGUUUUUCAUGAUGGUCAGUGGGGAACGGUGUGUGAUGAUGGAUGGAAUAUUGACGCUGCAACAGUGGUGUGCAAAGAGCUGGGGUGUGGCAAACCGGUACGUGCGGUUGGCCUCGCUCACUUUGGAGAAGGAUCAGGGCAAAUCUGGUUGGAUGAGGUGAAGUGUGAUAGAUCAGAUUCUACACUGAAGAACUGUGGAUCAUCCGGCUGGGGUGUUAGCAACUGCAAGCAUAACCGCAUUCCCAGACUUGUAAAUGGAUCCCAUGUGUGCUCUGGGAGAUUAGAGAUACUUCAACUGAAGACGUGGCGCACGGUGUGUGAUGCUGGAUUUGAUCUUCAGGAUGCAGAGGUUGUGUGUAGAGAGCUGAACUGUGGGGUUCCUGUACAGCUGCUUGGAGCAGAUGCUUUUGGUGAAGGAGAGGGACACGUGUGGACACAAGAGAUUCAAUGUUACUCACAGGUUACACUGGUAAAUGGUUCAGACUCCUGUUCUGGUCGAGUUGAGCUUCAGUACCUGGAUGAGUGGGGCACAGUGUGUGAUGGGUGCAUGAAUAUGAGAGCCGCCAGUGUUGUCUGUAGACAGCUGAAUUGUGGGAUUGCUGUGUCUGUUGUGGGAGUGGACUGGUUUGGAGAGGGAUCUGAUUCCUCUCUCUCACUUCAUGAUGGUGGUGUGAGGUUGUCUGGAGAGAGAGAGUGUGAGGGGGAGCUGGAAGUUUACAUUGAUCAGGUCUGGAGGAGAGUUCUGCUGGACUCAUGGAGUGUCACUGAAUCCUCUGUGGUCUGCAGACAGCUGGGCUGUGGCUCUGUGCUGAACUUCUCUGGCUCCUCUUCAUCCAAUGCUGAACACAGUCAUGAGUGUGUGAUGGGCUUCAAGUGCUCUGGGACUGAACAUCAUCUGAGGAACUGCAUCAGCUCUACUCAAACUCUCAACUGCAGCUCCACACAACACCUGUCAAUCACCUGCCUUGAUGAGAGGUGGAUCAGGUUGGUGGGAUCUGGUGGAGAUUGUGCAGGGAGGCUGGAGGUUUUUCACAAAGGCUCAUGGGGGACAGUGUGUGAUGACUCCUGGGAUAUUAAAGAUGCUCAUGUGGUGUGCAGACAGCUGCAGUGUGGAGUGGCUCUCAGUGAUGUACCAGCCUGGUUUGGUCCUGGUUCUGGACACAUAUGGCUGGAUGAUGUGAACUGUGAGGGGAAUGAGACGUCUCUGUGGAACUGCUCUUCACGGGUCUGGGGAGAUCAUGACUGUAACCACAAGGAGGAUGUAGGAGUCAUGUGCUCAGAUUUCAAAGAGAUCAGGUUAAGUGAAGGCUGUGAAGGGAAUGUGGAGGUUUUCUACAAUGGAUCCUGGGGUCAUGUUUGUAUAAAUCAGAUGGACAGAGACACAGCGAGUCUGAUCUGUCAGGAGCUCAACUGUGGAAGAUCUGCCAGUGAACCCAGUUAUUCCGUUGGUCUAAUACCAACUACAAAUUGGUUGGAUUAUUUAAAAUGUCGAAAACAUGACAAUACAUUGUGGCAAUGUCCCUCUUUACCCUGGGGUCUGAAUAGCUGUUAUUAUAACGAGGUGGCCAGAAUCACUUGCUUUGAGGAAAAAAGUGAUUUGUCCCCACGGAGUCAUCUGACCUGUUCUACAUCCCACCAGAGACAAUGUUCAAAUCAAUUUCCUCUCAGACUGAGUGGAGGUAAAGGCAGGUGUUCUGGGAGGCUGGAGGUGUAUCAUAACUCUGAGUGGGGUUCAGUCUGUGAUGAUCUGUGGGACAUCAGAGAUGCUCAGGUGGUCUGCAGGCAGCUGGGUUGUGGAGCAGCAUUGAGUGCUGAUGGGAAUGAAGCGUUUGGUGCUGGUGAAGCUGUUGUGUGGCUGAACAGAGUCGAGUGCAGAGGGACUGAGAUUCACCUGUGGGACUGUCCUCACGUCCUGAAAAAACACACUGACUGCUCACACAAAGAACGUGUUGAACUCAUCUGUGCAAAUUUGUCUGUGUCCACAACUUCUGUCACAACACCAGCAGCUUUUCCUUCAGUUUCUCAGACUAGCAGGAGAGCAGUGCCAUCAACAUCAGUGACUCGAGCACAAACUCCUCCAUCAGAGUCUCUCUUCAUUUCUCCAGUGGUUGUGAUUGUUCUGGGAGUUUUGCUCCUCCUGCUCUUAGUGCUGCUGCUGAUACUGAUUCAACACAACAGAGUGAUGAGGAGAGACAUUGAGGUCAUACAGGUUUCAACAGACAACUAUGAUGUCAUCAGUAAUGGACUUGGGUACGAAUCAGCUGACGCCUGUGAUGAUGGGAAACCAAUGAGAGCAGCAUGUUACAUAUUUCAAACUGCAUCUGCUAAAGAAUUAUUUUUAGAGGAAACACUGGAGAAUUAUGAUGAUGCCAUCACUUGUGGACAAAGAAUCAGUGCUGUAAGAGUGUUUGCGGAAUCUGCGACCGUAACGGAAGUGGAGAGUGUGUACAAUUCCUGCAAUUAA
This is a messenger RNA of Triplophysa dalaica, 2571 nucleotides long. Its product is annotated as scavenger receptor cysteine-rich type 1 protein M130-like. Gene Ontology annotation, cellular component: membrane. Bases 1 to 2571 code for a protein of 856 amino acids. Lineage: Eukaryota; Metazoa; Chordata; Actinopteri; Cypriniformes; Nemacheilidae. The record is from RefSeq and is a predicted model, not a curated record. The transcript is spliced from 14 exons.